AUGGUCAGAGAAGUCCACCCGCCCGCAGCCGAUGGGCAGUCAUGGGCUCUUGAAUACCAACCGGCUGCUGAUUGCGGCCGGUUCACUUUAAUCCCAACAGAGGUCCGAUGCCUCUUUCUCCGCUUCUGUCUUGAAGCAGGACGUGAGUGUGAUGCCUCGGCCCUCGUAAGGACGAACAAAGAGUUGCACCGCAAACUCAACCCUGAACUAUAUCAUCUUGUCCUCAAGCACGAAACCUUUCACAUUGUUCACUGGGCUGCAAUGCACAGUCGAGUCGGAACUUUGAGGAUCGCGUUCGAACAGGGCGCAGACCCAAACCAAUUGUGGACGUCAGCCCGUCCUCUUGUGCAAUAUCCGACGAAUAUUACCAACUUUCGGCCUGCGGGAUACGGCCUGGACACUAGCCGCAAACUUCUCUGGGCCCUAUAUAAGCAACUAUAUCACGUUGGCUGCCCACCGACUCCACCUUCUGCGCCCUUGCCUUGGGAAUAUGCCUGGUUCUCUCGGCAAGGCCUUUCAAAAGCGAGCUUGGAUCAAUUGGCGAAAUUCCGGACCCAUUAUUACGGGGUUACAGGUUGGGGCAGGCAACCGACACAAGUGUGUUACGCCGCACUCCGCGCAAGUUGUAACGAUAGGUCUGAGCCGCCAAACGAGUUCGAAUGUCCGGAGAAUGAGGAUGCCAGGUUCAAUCAUUUGUCAAGCCCGCCUGACAGUGACUUCACAUUUCCAGAAGAAUUAUCUCCCGAGCAAAUGGACAAGCGUGAGGUGAAACUUGAAUACAUCCGACUUUUCCAAUGUUGGCACGCUCCCCUUCAUACCGCAGCUCGAUUCGACAACGCUGCGAUCACGGCGGCCUUGCUUGCGAAUGGGGCAGAUAUGGAUGAGACCUCUGUAGAGGUCUGCUCCUGCUCUAAGGAUCUUAUGCCAUCCAGCGUGACAGCCUUUGUCGACACUAGGCACCACGCAGACCAUCUGGUUGUCUUUACGCCCCUCCACGUCGCGGUCUGCAAGGGGAGCUAUGAUACAGCCAAAGUGCUGGUCAGCCAGGGCGCACGUCGGAUGACGAAGGUGUUUCAUGGAACUGAUGAAGAGUACUGGACGACCGAGAACCCUGUACACGUUUCACUAUACGUCCAUCAUGAACACGGACUUAACUAUGACUUCAUCGAAUUCCUGCUCAAACACGGAUUUCCAAUUGAGGAGCGCAACCACGAAGAUCUGACACCACUCAUGAUUGCGUGCAACGGUAGAAAUGAUACAGCGCAAGAAGACGUUGUGAAGCUUCUCCUGCGAUAUGGUGCAGACCCAAACAACCCGGGUCCUCGCCCUCCACGAAGUAAUGUUGAGAUGGUGUGGCUAAAUUAUGGUGAUGAAACAGCAACUCCUCUUAUUUGGGCUAUUCGAAAAGGUCAGUUCAGACUUGCCAGAUUACUUCUGCACCAUGGGGCAGAUGCAGAGCGAAGGUCUUCAAACUUGCAGUCCACCGCGCUCACAGCUGCGUGCUCAACGCAGAGUUUCACGUGCAUGAACUCAAGUCAACAAGACAUAAUCGAUUUCUUAGAUGCUCUGCUUGCAAACAGCACUGCAGAAGAUGUGAACGCAUUUGACGCAAAGGGGAUCAAUUCUUUAAUGAGGGUGAUCGGUUGGAGCUUUUUUCCAAACUCUCCGGCUAUCAUUGGAAUCAUGCGAUCCAAAUUGCUGGAGAAAGGAGCCGAUAUUCUAGCAGGUCACGAUGAGGGAAGGGUAACACCUUUUGAGCACGUAAUCCGCAGGACUAUCCGUUCGCAUCCCGCCGAAUUUGGGGGAGCACCCCCAGCUGUUGGAGGAGACAGAUUGCUGGCCAUUUUGCAGGCUUUCAAGAUCCACCAGCAACCCAAAAGGCCAAAAGCGUAUCUUAACCAGUUCUGGGACUCCUUGAACGAAGAGUGGCCUUUCGUGGUCGAGAAACGGCUCGAAAUGGCAUCAUCUGUGCUGCACGCCCUGAUCAGGUCCGGAUUUAGCCCAGCCGAGACUGACGAGAACGGCGAUACUGCCAUGACUUCUUUCCUGAAGCACAUCGCCAACAAGCCACGUUGGAGGGCGAUCGAAGGAAGUCUAUCUGAAAUCAAAGCGUGGUUCUUCAUCCAGUCGACUAUCGCAAUAUUGCAAGAAAAUGGCGCAGCACUUCACGUCAGGAACAAAAAGGGGUACACAGCUUUCGACUACCUACAGCAAAUUGUAGACAACAAUUCGGAAAUUGAGGUCAACAAUGACUUUGCCCAAGUUAUGGAUCGUUUGGUGAAACCUGGCAAGGACGAAUUUGGUAAUCUGUGUUUCAAAUUUCACCCCACUCAAGUCAUGUUUGGUGACCUAUCUGGGCAUGAUUUCCUACGUCUACUCAAACGCAACAAGUCAAGAUGGUUGGUCUGCGAGACUUGGUGCACCCAUUACUGCGGCAAUUACAAAGAUCCGAAUGGAGACUCCUCGAUCGGCCCUGGUUUCGGAAACGGAAUUGUUGUCAAUGAGUGCUGGGGCCAUGGAAGCGGAAUUUAUCUCUUUAUGGCCAAGGUCAUGCAAUCAUGA
Diaporthe amygdali is the source of this 2562-nucleotide messenger RNA. RefSeq lists its product as uncharacterized. NCBI's taxonomy places the organism in Eukaryota, Fungi, Ascomycota, Sordariomycetes, Diaporthales, Diaporthaceae. The coding region runs from base 1 to 2562 and encodes 853 amino acids. The record is from RefSeq and is a predicted model, not a curated record. Gene Ontology annotation, molecular function: protein binding. The transcript is spliced from 2 exons. Gene Ontology annotation, cellular component: cytoplasm; nucleus.